UUUUAACCAGGCAGGAUGUCGUUCUACACUCUCGCCGUCUUCUGCGCUACCGCGUUCGUGCUCGUCGCGGCUCAAGACAUCGAGCUUCCCGUGCAGACCUGCAGCCGUGAUGCACCCGACUACACGUCAUGUCUGAGACUUGCGAUGCAGGAAGCAUGGCCGUCCUUUAUCUCAGGUAUUCCGCAACUCGAGAUCCCGGUUUUGGAUCCGUACUUCACCGAUCAUCAGAGAACAGUUUACGAAUCAAACAACAUCAAGGCGGACAUAACGGUCACAAACGUUAACACUUACGGACUCGCGAAGGCUCAGUUUCUGGCGGUAAGACCGCAUCAUUCUCCCGAUUUCUUCAAAUUGGAAGUCGACGUUGAGUUGCCGAAGGCGCUUAUCGAGGGUAACUACAAGGCGGACGGAUCUCUAGGAUCGUUCCAAAUUGGCGGCGAAGGAUUCUUCAACAUCAGCAUGGAGGAUAUCAAGGCCACGUGGGCCAUGGAAGGACCCGUGGCUAACGACAGAUGGACGAUCGAGCACUUCCACCUGAACCCGGAAGUCGGCAAAAUGCAGGUCUGGUUCAGCGAUAUGUUCAACGGUAACGAGGAACUCAAUCAAGCCGCCAUGAAAUUCGUCAACGAGUAUUGGCCGCAGUUGUACCGCACGAUGUUGCCGUUCGUGGCGAAGAACUGGGACGAGCAUCUCACCGAAGUCAGCAACCGCAUAUUCUCUAAGGUUUCUUUCUCGAAAACUUUCCCGUGAGAUCUAGACACGAUUCCUUCGUAGCCGUAGUAACGAUCGAAGAUAAGCGCGCGUCGAAUUUAGAAUCGCGAAUAUUUUAUACGCGUUGAACUCGCGUUCGAAAACGCGGCGCGAAGGCGCGUAACAACAACCGCAAAAAGUUCCCCUCUCUCUGGGAAGUCCGCAAACACAUCCGUGAUAAUCUUUACUUUUUUUCUCUCCCUUUCGUGAUAGUGUUAUCUAUAUAUGUAUGUAAUUUUUAUUUUUUUUUUUUGCACAUCAUCGACAUGCGUGUAAAUAGUGCGAUAGUUUGUAAUAACUAUGAAGUAUAUAAAUAGUAGAUUUACUUCUAG
Molecule: messenger RNA, 1082 nt
Organism: Pseudomyrmex gracilis
Lineage: Eukaryota; Metazoa; Arthropoda; Insecta; Hymenoptera; Formicidae
Exons: 5
Coding region: 16-750 (244 amino acids)
Source: RefSeq, a predicted model, not a curated record